Molecule: messenger RNA, 882 nt
Organism: Mesocestoides corti
Lineage: Eukaryota; Metazoa; Platyhelminthes; Cestoda; Cyclophyllidea; Mesocestoididae
Source: the annotation of a GenBank genome assembly
AUGUGGAGGGGGCAUGAUUCACUGCCCCUUCGGCCAGAACAGCUGCAAACGAUAAAAGAACACGAGUACUCAUGCCGAGGGUCAUCUCUUUUGGAAAGUUAUUUUCAGGUGUUUUGGUGCGCAUUGGUACCUUAUGUCCCCAAACGCAUUGCCCCUAAUGCGUUAACCCUCUUCGGGCUGAUUAUUAAUGCUCUUAGCGUUCUAAUAUUACUUUACUAUAGCCCAGAUCUUAAGUCGGAAAUCCCAAUCAUCGGAAUGCCUUUAAAAUACGUUCCAUUUAUAGCAAUUAUGUCUGCUGCCACUUUAAAUAUUUUUCGCUUUUUCUCAAUAAUAUCCGAGGGUGGAGCUGGUAAAGCCGGUACAACCGUCGCUAAUACAAGUGUCCUAUUUCCAGCGUUCCCAUUCGGCGUGGUUCUUACUUUUGCGAUAAUGGUUGCUGUUCGCUCUCCAUUAAAUCUCUACACUAGUCACCUCGUUCUAUUUCUCGUCACUUUCGGAUUUGUCGCUGUCAAGGUCAUACUAAAGCUCGUGGUUGACCACAUGUCAAAGAGCGAGAUGGCCGUUGCUGAUUCCAUUCUGAUUGGUCCGGUCGCGCUCUUCUUCAAUCAGUACUUCAACUGUCCCAUCCCUGAAUACUUUGUUCUCUGGUGCUGCUGCAUACUUGCAGUGGCAGAUACUCUUCUGUACUCUUCUCACGUUUGCCUGCAGCUAGCUGAUUACCUUAACAUCUACAUAUUUCGUGUGGAUAAGCCUCCACCACAUCCCGACUCUCCGCAGCAGCUCCGAGACUCAAAACCCGGAACAUCAGCUCCUGCUUCCUCUUCGUUCGGACGGUCCACCCAUUACCCAGGCUAUCAUCGUUCAAAGUGGGGGCCUCAUUAG